Molecule: messenger RNA, 1629 nt
Organism: Bipolaris oryzae ATCC 44560
Lineage: Eukaryota; Fungi; Ascomycota; Dothideomycetes; Pleosporales; Pleosporaceae
Exons: 1
Coding region: 1-1629 (542 amino acids)
Source: RefSeq, a predicted model, not a curated record
AUGGCCCAAGACGCGGGCAGAAUUCCCGCCUGGCGGAGACUGGGUCUCGCCCUCAAGAACCAAGAGCAGGCCGGAGUCGCCGUGUCUGAAAAUCAAACUCCUUCCAAUGCUCCACAGCAAUCUGCCUUAGGCAUUGAGCUGGAUGGAAGCGGUCAGGCGGCCAAGCUUGGCAAGCGGAAACACCAAGAUGAACCCCAUCAUCAAGAGGCCAAAAAGAGCCGGAUCGCUAUUGCCGACAUCCAAAUCAACCAAAAUACGUCCAUUGAACCUCCUGAGACUGUCCUGGAGAAAGCCCCAGAGACGGCAAAACCUACCAAGGGAGAUUCCAACUAUCGGAAGAAGAAGGAAAAGCCAGCUAAACGCCCAAAAGCAACUAAAGACGCUCAGCAUGCUGGCUUCCAGCCGCACUCCCAGCCCAGCCGUGCAUCACCUGCGACUGCAACAGAGCGCCCAACUUUACUUGCGUCCACUGAGACAAAUAGUGCAGACCAAGUUGCGACUCCACAAAAACCUCUGGUAAAGCAAAGCCGCAAAGACCCCUCAGCCUCACCGCGGAAAUCUGUUGCCUUUACCCCAGACACUAAAAAGUCCGACGGCAAUACCGGACAGGAUUACUUCAAAGCCUGGGUCGCGUCACAGAAAGGCACUGGAGAGGUGUCUCAGCCACCAGAGGUCUCGAAUUUUGUCCUGCAUGCAUUGAUUGCCGACGAAGAGAAGACGGCAAGGAAGAACGGACAGCUCGAGAAGAAGCAGGAAAGCGAGCAGACUAGACUAGCAAAAAAGCCAUCACCUCAGCCCGCAAAGGCUGAGAAAACCACCCCCGAACAGGACGAGACAAAGCUGGAAAAGUCAAAGCCUAACGCCGAACAAGCCACCUCACAAACUGCGCCCACGGCAAAGGGUAAGAAAAAGGAUCCAUCCGUCUACAUUGCUUAUCUCACCCAAUACUACAAUGACCGAAGCAACUGGAAGUUCAACAAGGCCAAGCAGAAUGAUGUUGUUGACAAUGCUUUGAACAUUUUCCGGAUCCCGAUGGAACAUUCUGAAGCACUGGCGACAUAUAUUGCUGGCCUUCAAGGAGCAGGUGUUAUUGACCGCCUGCGUGAGCGCUGCCACGCGACACUGGACGACCUUGACAAGCAAGACGCAAAAAUGGACGAUGAAGAGGCCCGCAAAGUAGCUCAGGAGGAGGCAGAGCAGGAACGCAUCGCCAAGGAAAGAAAGAGAAGGAAGACUGAUGGUGAUCUAGCCGCCUUUGCAGAACAUCCGUAUAGCCCCGGUUUUAUUAGAAGACUCCAGCGACGCCGAGCUGAGGCGCUUCUGAACGCUUUAGGACGCACUGCACCAGUUAUGGCACCACCAAAGCCCAUUAUAAAUCCGCUGAUGCAGCAAGUCAAGCCCGAGCCACCGAAACCAAACGGGCGAAAACGCAAGCGGAGAACCGAAAUCUCAAGUGACGAGAGCAGUUCGGACAGUAGCGAUGACAGUUCGAGUUCAGAUUCAGAUUCAGACUCAGACUCAGACUCAGAUUCCGGUUCUGCAAAGGAUGCCGCUAGCUCCAGUGACGACAUUGAUAGUGGGAGCGAUAGCAGCAGCAGUGACUCGUCCAGCGAUAGUGAUAGCGACUAG